AUAUCUUUAAAGUUAUGGGAUAAGGAUCCUCUAAAUUUUAUGCUGUGCCAAUUGGAGAGAAGAAAGAAGGGGAAAGUCACGUUUAUCGAAACCCAAACAAUACUGAGAAACUUCUUGAUAAUUUUGAAGGAGAAACUACUGUUUAAGGCAUCUUCUUAAGAUCAUGUAGGAAAUUUCCAAACAAUAGAUGCUUGGGCAAAUAGAUUGUGACUGGAGAAAAUAGUAGACAUUACGUUUAUAAAACUUAUAUUGAAGUAAGAGAUAUUGCAGAGUAAUAUCUUAAAUAAAAACUAGGUUGCUUGGUUCAGGUAUCAAGAACAUGAACUUGAUUCCAAAUCCAGUAUAAUAUGAUGGUUAAGAAUUGAGAAUGAUAGGAAUAUUUUCAAAGAAUAGAGAGGAAUGGUUACUCUUAGAUAUAGCUAAUACAUUGUAUGGAAAUACUAUGAUCCCUUUAUAUGACACUUUAGGAUUAGAAACUAUACCUUUUAUAUUAGAACAUACUUAGAUGAGCACUUUAUUUGUCUCAAACAGUAGUGUAGAUACUCUUUUAAAAGUUAAAGAAUAUCAUGCGCUUAAGAAUAUAGUUACAUUCGAUGAAUUAUCUUAAGAAAUAGUUCAGAAGGUAAAAUAUAUUUUAAAGAGAAUAGUUAGGAGAUAAAGGAUUAAAGGUAAUUAAUUAUGAGGAAGUUUUGAAUGCUGGAAAAGAAACAAAGCAUGCAUUUGCAGAAGUGCAUGGAAAUGACAUUUUCACAUUCAGUUAUACAUCAGGUACAACAGGAAUGCCAAAAGGUGCAAUGUUAAGACAUUUAAAUUUUGUAACAGUAGCAGGUGGAGUAGUUUAUCAAGGACUCUAGUUUUAUCCAAGUGAUGUUUAUUUGAGUUAUCUACCAUUACCUCAUGUUUUAGAGAGAGUUGUAGUGACAGCACUACUGGGUUUUGGUUGUACCAUCUGUAUGUAUGGAGGAGAUGUUUAAAAAAUAAAUAUAGAUAUUUAAUUGGUAAAGCCAACAAUAUUUGUAAGUGUUCCUAGAUUGUAUAGAAGAUUAUAUAAUGCAAUAAAAGAGAAAGCAGAUAAAUUAACAGGAUAUUAAAAGACAUUAUUUGAAAAGGGAUUAGCUAGCAAAAUGUAUUAUUUGUAAAAUGGAGGACAUGUUUAACAUAAGGUUUGGGAUAAUUUAGUAUUUAAAAAAACAAGAGAAGCAUUUGGUGGAAGAGUCAGAUUAAUGUUAUCAGGAUCAGCACCAAUGUCACCUGAAGUUGUUGAUUUUUUAAAAUGUGUUGUUUGUGUUCCAUUUCUUGAAGGAUAUGGUUAAACAGAAGGAUGUGGUGGUUCUUUUAUCAGUAGAGCAGAUGAUCCUAUAAGUGGACAUGUAGGAGGUGUAUUUUCUAAUAUUGAAUUCAAACUUGUUGAUGUUCCAUAAAUGAAUUAUUAUAGUACUGAUAAAGAUGAAUAAGGAAGACCUACUCCUAGAGGAGAAAUCUGUAAUCAAAUCAUAUUAUAUUAUUCUAUUAGGUAUCAGAGGCAAUGGAUUAUUUGCUGGAUAUUAUAGAGAACCUGAAAAAACUAAAGAAAUGAUAGAUGCUGAUGGUUGGAUGCAUUCUGGAGAUAUUGGAAUGGUUAGACCAGAUGGAUCUCUUAAAAUUCUUGAUAGAGUUAAAAACAUUUUUAAGUUAAGUUAAGGAGAAUAUAUUGCUCCUGAAAAAGUUGAAGGAGUCUAUCUUAAAGUUAAAGGUAUUGCUGAAGUCUUUGUCUAUGGAGAUUCAACUAAAAGUUUUUGUGUUGCAAUCAUUGUCCCUGAAAAAUAAUAUGUUUUGGAAUUAGCAAACACUUUAACUAUUUCAGGUACAUUUGAAUAAUUAUGUGCUAAUGACAAAGUUAACAAGUUCUUUAUUGAUGAAAUGGUUAAAUAAGUAUUCAUACUCAAUUAUUUAUUAGGGUAAAAUUGAAAAAUUGAAUGGAAUGGAAAAUGUUAAGAAAAUCUACAUCGAACCGACUUCCUUUAUUGCUCAUGGAUUAACCAGUAAUACACUUAAAUUGAUGAGACACAAAGCCAAAGAACAUUUUCUUAAAUAAAUUGAAGCUAUGUAUUAAGGAAGUGAAUGAGUUUCAUUAUGAACACAUUAAAUAAAUAAUCAU
Molecule: messenger RNA, 2137 nt
Organism: Paramecium sonneborni
Lineage: Eukaryota; Ciliophora; Oligohymenophorea; Peniculida; Parameciidae
Source: the annotation of a GenBank genome assembly